This is a messenger RNA of Paraglomus occultum, 1245 nucleotides long. The record is from the annotation of a GenBank genome assembly. NCBI's taxonomy places the organism in Eukaryota, Fungi, Glomeromycota, Glomeromycetes, Paraglomerales, Paraglomeraceae.
AUGCCACCCAGAAAACGCCAUUCUCCCUUAUCCGUGAACGACCUAAUAUUCCUCUACUCCGAUCAUUUGACCGAGUCCGAAAUAUGUCUCCUCAACAAUCCUCCAUACGUAUUAACGAUCCCACUCGACACGCUUCUCCCAAACAGCAAACACCGAACAGCCUGUCUUGCGCCGCGUCCACAAAACCCGUGGAUUCUUUUCCGAAAGGAUUUCGAGGCAAAAUACCGAAAACACGCUCCAACCAUUUCUGCGAGAACGAUAUCCUCGCUCGCUAGUGAAACGUGGAGAAAAGACGAGAGAAACCUUAAAAGAUUCUUCCAAGUAUUGGCAAAGAUAACGGUGAUCAUACAUCAAACGACGUACCCAGAGUACAAAUUCUCACCCAAAAAGACGGGAAAAGAGAAAAAAUGGGUUUUCAAGUACGACGCAAGAAGCCUUCAAUAUGAGGAAAUCAUGGAAGAACCUGCGAUUGAUGCGAUUGAUGCGGAACACCAAAGAAUGAAUGGCGAGGAAGAGGUAGGUGAGGGAGAAGGAACAAUGAUAGAAGCAGAAGCGGAAGCAGAUAAAGUAAACAUACCGCUAGAAAAUAAAUACGAAAACGUGAUAAACCAAGAGAGCCAAAAAAGCAAUGCAGUAGCAGAAUUUCCCAAUGACCCAAGAAUACAGCAAAACCUUCUUACGCCAGUUUUAGAUCCAUUCUCACUUUACUCUCCCGCUACUACUACUACAUCCUAUCUUGCGAGCCCUCCGAGUGAAAUAUGUCCCACUGAUCUAAUGCCAAGCGGUCGUCCAAUUCAUGAUAUGAAUGAGGUGUGGGAUCGUAAUGUGAUAUAUUCGCCAAGCUUGCCAUUGACUUCAAUGCAAUGUUCAUCGUCAUCAUAUGGAACGGAGCAUUUUGAUUUCCCCUUGUAUUAUCCUCCGGAAAUGGCUUGCGUAAUCGAUUCGUCGACAUAUCCGUAUUUGCCCGCUGCUGAUUCAAUUGUAGACUGCGGGACUAGGAUUUGCAGCAACGGCCGCAACAGCAACGGCAGCAGCGACUACAGCAAUGGCAACAAUGAUAAUGACAACAAUAGCAACCCACAAUUGCAGAUCCUGUAUCAGCAACCGCAAUUGCUCGAAAAGCAAAUGGGCCUUCAUUUGGAAUGUUCCAAACAGCAGCAGCACGACCAAUGUCAGCCUCGGAAUACAUGCAUGGAGGAUAAUGUGAAUACUGUGUUCUAUAAUACCGGCAAUGGACGGUAUUAG